Messenger RNA from Topomyia yanbarensis, 1605 nucleotides. RefSeq lists its product as uncharacterized. Bases 1 to 1605 code for a protein of 534 amino acids. The transcript has 3 exons. The record is from RefSeq and is a predicted model, not a curated record. Lineage: Eukaryota; Metazoa; Arthropoda; Insecta; Diptera; Culicidae.
AUGACUGAGUGUUCUAGUGAGGAGGAGGUAUACGACGAAGAGCCUCGCGGGUCGGCGUCCUUAAAUACGGGACCAACAAGGGUCCAACUAGCCGCCAAACAAGUCAUCUCAAAAAAGCUUCCCAAUUUUAGCGGAAGUCCGGAAGAAUGGCCGAUGUUUGUCAGCAGUUUUAUGAACGCGAACGAAGCCUGUGGAUUUUCCAACGUUGCACAUCUUAUUCGACUUCAAGAAAGCCUUCGGGGCCCCGCGUUAGAAGCUGUCCGGAGCAUAUUAUUGUUACCAGAAGCUGUUCCUCAGGUUAUGAAGACGCUUCAACUACUUUACGUUAGGCCCGAACAACUGCUACAUACCUUGUUGUUUAAAGUCAGAAAGGCCGAAAAUCCAAAACUCGAUCGCUUGAAUACGUUUAUACAAUUUGGUCUAGUGGUCCAACAACUUUGCGAUUAUUUGGAGGCUGCGUCGCUUAGAGAUCAUCUGGUCAAUCCAAUGCUAUUACAGGAACUUAUCGAUAAGCUACCAUCGCAGACGAAGUUGGAAUGGGUUCGUUACAAGCGAAAUCAGAAAAGUGUUACGUUGCGAACAUUAUCAGAUAUUUUGUCCCAGAUAGUGUCAGAGGCCAGUGAGGUGACUUUGUUUUCGGAAGCGUUUUAUCAACCAAGUAGAAUUCCGAAGGACAACAGUAUAACUGCGAGAUUUGUUCUUGAAGGCUUCUUGAACGCUCACAGUAAGGUGGAAAACGCCUCUCAAGAUUUCGAGCCACACGAUUAUGAUCAAUUCGGAAGAGGAAACCGCCAAAAACCCUGCAAAAUCUGCAACCGCGCAGAUCAUAAAGUUCGGUACUGUGACGAGUUCAGACGACUUCCAUUGAACGAGCGUCUGCAAGCAGACGAAGGGGAGUCACACAAAAUUUUCAGUGCUCACCACACUUGUGAACUACCAUCUAAUCAGGAGCUGCAUGUUCUUCUACGAAGUCAUUAUGCUGUAGAGGAAACUGGUAUUGCGGUAACCGUCUUACUUGAAUCCGAAGAAGAGCGGCGGGCACGAGAAAUACUCGAGAAAACAACCGUGUGCACGGGUGAUCGAUUUGUAACUGGGUUAUUAUGGAGACAAGAUGAUGUUGCUUUCCCGGAUAGUUUCCCAAUGGCGCUGAAAAGGCUGAAGUCUCUAGAAAGGAAAUUAUCUAAGGACCCGGCGUUUGAAGCAAAUAUUAAACAACAGAUACGCGAGAACACAGCAAAGGGAUAUGCUCGCAAGCUACAGAUGAUGAGCUUCAAAAAAUCGAUCCAUCAAAACACGGAUACCAUCGAGGAAGCAAUGACGCUGGCGAAACAGGUUAGGUACGUGCACUCGAAGGCGGGUUUCACCAUGCGAAAUUGGCUUUCGAACGAACCGGACGUGCUGAGGCAGCUAGGCGAACACAUCCAUUUUCAUCGCGACAAGCAAACUGAGCACGAAUGUGUAAUAGGCAUCGUUUGGGAUCCUCGGGAUGACAUGUUUAUGUUCUCUACGGAGUUGCGCGAGGAACUACAACCAUUUAUGUACGGUGAUAGUCGACCGACUAAACGAGCAGUACUAAGCAUUGUAGGGGAGACUGAGGAGACUUGA